Messenger RNA from Trichoderma reesei QM6a, 1158 nucleotides. RefSeq lists its product as uncharacterized. The record is from RefSeq and is a predicted model, not a curated record. Lineage: Eukaryota; Fungi; Ascomycota; Sordariomycetes; Hypocreales; Hypocreaceae. The coding region runs from base 1 to 1158 and encodes 385 amino acids. The transcript has 4 exons.
AUGUCUACGCAAUGCCAACUAUAUUCCUUGAGAGGAAGACUUGCUUAUGUCCAAGAUUAUUUCAAGUUUACGCUUUGUCAUUCAACUUGCAGUGACAGGCCAUUCUCAGUCUCGACUUUUUGGCCGAUUGACGUGCUGUGUUGGGUAUCUCAAUCCUCAUCGGCUCUUUUGCCUGCUCCCUCUUCGAAGGCGAACGCUACAAGGAUCCUGUCGAUUCUCUUGAACUAUGUCGAGAGUACCUAUAAGAUAUACCUACCUACCGACAUUGAUGUACACAAUAUCAACCGUCAACUGUGGUAUCCAUUGUUAAUUCUUUUCCCAUUCCUGGCGUCGCUUGCCGACUCUGCAGUUGAGUAUCUCCAUGCCAAGAUUCACGUUCUCUUCAUAUCGGAUAUCCUCAAUGCCAUCGGCUUCCCCGACCUAUUGCUCCUUGACUUGUUUACUUGGAUCGCCGCUGUUGGCUAUAUCAUCGCCUACAAAGCCAUCAACAAGAAGCCGCCAUUCCCCGACAGCAACGAGAUCAACGCCUUGAUCGAAGCCAGACAAAUGCAGAAGCUGCUUCAUAUGUCUGACCACGCUGUCACCAGCAUCCUCUUGCUGGUGACCAACUAUACCAGUAUUCUCGAGGCAUCAUUCAUGACAGGCGACCAUCUAUUUGGGAAUGCGCUGUCUGUUGUCGGCUUCGCCACUGCCGGGAUGCAGCUCGCCAGCAGCAACCUCGUUCCAAGGCAUGCUAUCGAGAACAAGGUCGUCAACGAUAUAUCCUACGCAACAUCCGCCUAUGCGCUGCUAAACCAGGUCCUUCCCAGCGGGCCAAUCCAGGACAGGCUUGCCAUGUCGGGCGGCAGGUUUGCGGGUGCAGCGGCCGACAAUGGACGAGCCACCUCUGCCGUCCUUGACAGCAUCAUGGUAAUCCCCGCGCUUUUCAUCACCGGCUGGCACCUUUACGAGCUGAGCGAGAAGAAAGCUGGAAAGGAGCGAUCGGCUGCCAUUCUGGACGAGGUGACAAACCUCACGUCGUACAUCUCCAGAAUCUCGUACACGGUUGCUAUCAACGACAAGGAUCCCAUUACGAAGCCGAUUCCGAUUGUUGUCAUGGGGGCGGCGAGUUUAGUUGGGGCUGGCUUGCAGGUGGCGGCAGCUCCUCUAGCAGAUUAG